UAUGGGCUUAGCCCAAAAGAAGGAGCUCCGGCAAAGUGAAGAAAAAUACUAAAAUAGCCUUAUCGACGGCGGCGAACGGCGAAGUUGAUACUGUGAGGAAAUGUCAAGCCAAAGAGGUGAAGAAGAUCACGCUGCGGAAGAAGAAAGAGGAAGAAGAACACCCCUUCUUGUUCAUGAUCAUGAUUCCUCAAUUCUCAUUCUUCAUCAAAACGAAGACACCAUCGUUCCUUUACCACCCGAUCAUAAACCUUCACCCUCUCUUUCCGUUCCCAGUCAACGCCUCGCUUCUCUCGAUGUCUUCCGCGGCUUAACCGUUGCGUUGAUGAUUUUAGUUGAUAAUGUGGGAAGAGCUUUUCCAUCUUUGAAUCAUUCUCCAUGGUUUGGGCUCACGCUUGCUGAUUUUGUGAUGCCGUUUUUCCUCUUUGGGGUUGGCGUUUCAAUCGCUCUGGUAUUCAAGAAAGUCUCUAGCAAACCAAAUGCCACAAAGAAAGUCAUAUCAAGGACAAUUAAGCUUUUCCUUUUGGGGCUGUUGCUACAAGGUGGCUAUUUCCAUGGGCGCGGCCAUUUAACUUAUGGAGUUGAUUUAAGCAAGAUACGCUGGCUUGGUGUACUUCAGAGGAUAGCUAUUGGGUAUUUCUUUGCGUCUACAUCAGAGAUUUGGCUAGUGAACAAUAAUAUUUUGGUUGACUCACCAGCAGCUUAUGCGAGGAAAUACUCCAUUCAGUGGAUGUUUUCUAUCUUACUUUGCUCAGUGUACCUUUGCUUGCUCUAUGCCCUCUAUAUUCCAGAUUGGAAGUUCGAACAUUCUAACUUUCUUCGAAAUGUUCAUUGUGGAGUGAGGGGCAGUCUUGAACCUCCUUGUAAUGCUGUGGGAUUUAUUGAUAGAUUAAUUCUUGGUGAAAAUCAUAUAUACCAGCGUCCUGUGUAUAGAAGAACAAAGGAGUGCAGUGUUAAUUCACCUGAUUAUGGACCCUUGCCUCCAGAUUCACCUGGAUGGUGUCUUGCACCAUUUGACCCAGAGGGUAUAUUGAGUUCACUGAUGGCUGCCAUUACAUGUUUCAUGGGACUGCAAUUUGGGCACAUACUUGUAAUUUUUCAGGGUCACAAGCAGAGGAUACUUCUUUGGUCUGUGUUUUCCUUCUUUCUAUUGCUGAUUGGAUAUGUUCUGGAGAUUUUAGGAAUUCCUUUAUCAAAAGCUCUGUACACAUUAAGCUACAUGUGCGUCACUGCAGGAGCAUCAGGCUUGGUCUUGACUGCUAUCUAUUACAUUGUUGACAUAGGACAUUUUAGAAAGCCUACAGCUUUACUACAAUGGAUGGGAAUGAAUGCUCUUAUUGUAUACGCAUUGGCUGCUUGUGAUAUAUUCCCGUUAGUUAUCCAGGGUUUCUAUUGGCAUUCUCCUGAAAAUAACUUGGUUGAUGCCAGUGAAACUUUACUACAGAACGUAUUUCAUUCUGAAAAGUGGGGUACACUGGCCUUUGUAAUAGUUGGGAUUUUAUUCUGGUGUCUUUUUGCUGGUUUCCUUCACAAGAAAGGGAUAUAUAUAAAAAUGUAACAGAUGACAUAAUCAUGCAAGAGACCAUAGGCUGUACAUCUACGAUGUUCCUCGUUGUAGAUAAUAGAUAUCUUCCUUUAGAAACCAGCAAUACUUUUUUAACAAAUACACAUCUUGUUGGUUACCUUUGUUGAUUCUCCUAAAGCCUGCCAAAGUUGUUUUUCUCA
Lotus japonicus is the source of this 1722-nucleotide messenger RNA. RefSeq lists its product as uncharacterized. The record is from RefSeq and is a predicted model, not a curated record. The coding region runs from base 101 to 1555 and encodes 484 amino acids. The transcript is spliced from 13 exons. Lineage: Eukaryota; Viridiplantae; Streptophyta; Magnoliopsida; Fabales; Fabaceae.